AUGGUGUACGCUAUUAUUAUAAAAGAUGGCGAGCCAAAGAAGAAAGUUAGCAAAAACAAAGAACCCAUUUUGGGGGGGGGAAAAAAAAUCGAAAAAAAGAAAAGUACCAGUCUAUGCAAAGAAGGGGCGGCAAACUCCAGCUACUGUCACAAGAACAAUCAGUAUUCAAUAUUAAACUAUUUUGACGUAAAAAAAAAAGACAAAAAAAAAGACCAACGGCAUAAAGAAGAAUGUACACCCAAGAAAAAUGUCGACAAGUAUAUAGACAAUUUUUAUAGCAUCGAAGCAUACAAAAAUGAGUCGAAAAAGGACGAACAUAUCUUGACCUACAUAAAAUGGAUAUGUGAAGAAAAGAAGAACGAAAAAGGAAAUAUGAAGGAGCACAUUUUAAAAUUACUAAUAUUACUAAAAAAGGAAGAUAUUUAUUUGAAAAGGUACUUCCCGAAGGUGUACAAUUUUGAACAAAGAAGAAAAAAAGAAAGGGAUGCAAGCGGAAAAAUAAAUUGUAAGGAAAAAAUUUAUGUUAAUAAUAUUUACAAUAGGAACGUCACAAGGACCAAAUUUUAUUCCAACAUAGUGAAUGACACCUUAUAUGAAUAUAAGCUAACUUACUGCAAGGAAAACAACUUAAUAACAUUUCACUUCUACGAUGGACUUAGUAAAUCAUUCAAGCUUUCCAGCGAUACAUUCUUUUACCUUAUAUCAGAUGACAAGAGUGUUUUCCGUCGUAGUUCUCUUAACAAUGAGGGGUCAAGUGAGGAAGACACCCUACUCCCCCACAAGAACAACUACAUCUACACGUUCGAGCGAAACUGCGAAAAUAAGAUAAGCGUCCAAAUAAUAGAUGUUUUAAGCAAAACAAGAAAAACCGAACUCUCCCUCGCGUAUACCCCCGUCCGAAUAUUUUACCACAAUGAUCAUUUGUUUUUUGUAAAUUUGUUAAGCUCCACCAACGGAAGGAAGUACUUCACGUACUCCAUGUACAAGAACAACGUGAAGGAAAAAAUCCGAGUGGUCUACUUGUCCGCGGUUCACCCGCUAUACUCUAACGCAGUCACACGCGGGAACGACUAUCCCUUUUUCCGUAAGUGCAAAUAUUUUCACCGUGAGGAGAGGGUUUUUAUGUGGACCGACCCAUUAUGGCAGGGAUCGUCACGCGUCUCCACGGCGGAACGCCCAGCCGAUUCGUUCACUUCCUCUACAUUGUACAGUUCAUCCGAUAGUUACACCUCCGUUCCGAAGGAACCGUGCGAAAUGCGGCUGAACGAAAUCCCAAACAUGAACAUCAUACACAUCAACUGCAACGUUAAUAUCUGCAUUGCGUUCGAAGAAAACACGGAGACGUACUUCUUCUUUUACAUUCUCUACAAUGUGGUAAAGUACAACAAAAAAUAUUUGAGGGAUUAUUUCAAAGCGGAGAAAAUGGACAAGUUUCUCCCUUUUCAACACUUCCUCAGUAUCGAAAAAAAGCAGUUCUCUUACAAAAAUGAAACAUUCAGAAAUAUUAAUUUUAAUACAGAAGCUUACAAACCACAACUUGUCAUAACCACCGGGGGAAAUAAAAGCAUCCAAAGUAGAAUUAAAUUGUGUGUCUACGAUAAUGUGAACAAUUUGCUAUUUCUUAUCCCAAUAUAUCACAAAUACGUGAAGGAUAAAAUUAAGGUUGUUCCGAAUGUCUUAAAUUUCACCACGGUUAAUAUGACAAGAGACUUCUCCACCCUUAAGUACUACCCAUACAACAUGUGUGCCUUCAUCAAUAACCAGAUGAACACCACCCAUUUGGAAUGCAACCCGAUGGAACGAAAUUACGACCAUACCAUUGUUAACGUUUCUACUGGAGAAAGGAGGAUGCAUUAUUUUAAAAGGCUGCUAAAGCAAAAGAGGGAAAUACUAAAAUGGAAUGAUGGUGACACAGAGAAAAAGGAUUCAAGAAAGAACACACAAUUAAAUAAACUCAUUCUAGAUGUUAACAAAAUGAACCAUUUCAUUAUCAUUCUGAACAAAGAUGGAAUGCUCUACCUACUCUCUGACGAUGUCUAUAUCUCCAGUAUAUACCUCUACAACAACACAGCGCAGAUAUAUAACUUACACAACUCAGACCUCUGCCAUGUCACUGUUGACACGAUAGAUUAUGACAACAAAAAGAAGCUCCGCUUGAAAUCCUACAGAGUCCACAUCGAUAUACUACCCAAAAACCCCACCCUCAAAUUUGUCCUGUAUUUUUUCUACAACUAUAUAUGCAGGAAGAUUGCCACUCAGUUUUUUACGCUCUGUGUUUAUGAGUGCAGGAGGGGGCAGCAGAACAGGGGCAUUUUUCACUUUCUCAACAUUGACAUAUACUUUUUGGAUAACCACGAUUUGGCGUACUCUCACUCGGGGGGCGCUUACCCGAGGAGCGUCAAGGCGCAAAAGGUAAACGAACAAUGCUCAAACGGGCAAUGCUCAAACGGGUCAAGUGUAAAUGUGUGGAAUGCCAAUUUGCAGAGGGAACCCACCCAGACGCAGAAAUGCCACCUACAUGAGAGUCAACAGUUUGGUGACAUCCCAAGAGCGAGAAGCACAUGGGUAAAGAAUCAAACGGAGAAGUACGAAAUGUUCAACAGAAAUUUCUUCCAAGUAGAAAAUUUGCCUCACAUCGAAUUCAGCCGAUUUGUAUACCUAUUCAUGCUUAUCUGCGUAGAAGAUUUAAAAAUGUACAGAAAAAUGGAAAAAUAUUUAUACCUUAAAAAAGGGAAGAACCUCAUACCCCCAGAAGAGUAUACGGAAUCUAAAUUUAACUGCUUCAAGUUUGGACAAGCGGAGGAAAGUUCAAACAGUGAAGAGGACCAUGGAUCUUCUUCUACUUCCUGUGACAGCGACGAUAGGUUGGCGAAGAAAAUUCAUGGAAGGUUCUUCUCACGUGGUGGAAAAAUGGAUAAAGACGUGAACGUGCCCCCUGACAGCAUCUCCAAAAGCUACUACACCGUGAUUAACAAUUUUAUUACCUACCUACACAACAAGUACAAGCAUAUUUAUCGCAAUAAGUAUCUCUUGUUAGCCUACCUACACUCCUACUAUGACGAAAUUAGUAUGAGCGAGUUGGUAGAGGAAAAAAUAAAAGACGAUAUCGUGUUUUUAAUUCUUAUCCUGUCAUACACGCUGAAACUGUAUAAUUUUAUGUUUCACUACAUGAGCAAGCUCGGUUCAUGCCGGAAAAGAACUUUAAUCCCAUUCUAUCAGCAUGUAUGUAGAAUGUACUACAAGGAAGUAUUGCUAAAACGAUGUACAUAUGGUAUAGCACGUCAGAGGAUUCCCCUGACAGUAAGCGAAAGCGAUAGAUGCUCUCUCAAAAUGAAACAAAGGGGAGACCUCAUUUGUGGAAGGACGCAUCGAAGCCAUUCCCCGCUCAGUAAAAACGGAGUCAUAGAGUUAGGACAAGACCACAAAUUUGAUAAGUACACAUUUUUAAACAGUUACUUGAAGGAAAAAUUCAUCAGACUCAGUAGAAUACCAAGCACAAUCGAAAUAAUCAGCCAAAUUGCCAAUUGUUCCCAUGGGGAGGAGGGACAGAGCCACUUAAACCAUUUUUUAGAUGCUACCUUCUUUCUUCAACAUAACGAGAGCCACACCAAGAAACUGAAAAUGAAAUAUGAAUGUUACCUCAAAGAGGUGGAGCAACUUUUUAGUGUAAUCAUGGAGGAGCAGGACAGGAGGAAGAUGAAGUUGAUGAAGACUAAGCAAAUGAAGAAAGGGAAGUAUAACCAAAGUAGAAUUACCAAUAUAACAACAAGCGAGAGCCACAUAGCAGACUGCUAUGAAAACUUCCAGUCCUUCAAAUCGCUCAUCCUUGUUAACAAUAAAAUGAAAUUCCUGUACUACUUUUCCCCCCUAUAUUUUCCAUUAAGGAAUUUGCUAAUUGCCUCCCAUUUGAGUCUACUCUAUGGACAAAAUUUGAAAAAAGAAAUAAUCAAAGAUAACUUUCUCAGGAAUGUUGUUAAGAACGAAUUGGACGUAAUUUAUGUGCCCGCCUUUCCAGUAAAUUUUAUGGAAAGUGCAAAAGAUAAAAAAUUUCAAGGGCGAAGAAACAGUUGUGCAAAUAAUUCUCCUUGCACUGAAGUUCAGAAGGGGAGGGAAAUAUAUGGAAGGCACUCCAAAUACAGGAAUCAAUAUAAUCGUUGUAAAAUAGCGGCAAUUACAUCCAAACAGGGGAAAAAAAUACCCCAUGAUGGAAAUCCCUUGGAAAAACCUGAAAAUAAUAAUGGCACUUCGAGAUAUGCAUUCUCACAGCAUUCGAAGAAGCAGCAAAGGAGUAAUGACCUAUACUUUUAUCAAAAGCAAUUUCAGUUUCACGCAUCCAACAUAAAAUACUUCGAUUCACUAAACAUAGACGAUGUGAAUCUCGUUAACAUACUACUCAAGUGCGUCUUUUACGAAAAUUUAUAUGCGCUAAACAGGUAUUCGUAUAUGCUGUAUAUGAACCUGCAGAAUGUUACCCAUGUAAUGCUCAGCGAUUUGACGGGAAGGCAUGUACUCAGAGACGCACUGUUUUGGGAUGGGCACAAAAGGAGAGACGAAAGGGAGGAAUCAAAGAAAUGCUCGAAACAUGGACUCAUUCCAAGUAAAGAUGGCCUGCCCAUGGAAAUGAUAAAACUCUUGGAUUGCUACGAGAAUUUCAACUUUAAAAAUGCCAACUUUUAUAUGAGCAUAAACAGGGAGGAUCUCUACUUCAACAAAUGUUUCGACUCCACAAAUAUAACAGUGAAGAAAAAUUUUUAUCAAGUUUUAGACAUAUUGAAUAGGAGUUUCCAGAGUGCUCUUCUGAACGAUGGUCUUCUCCAUCGUUAUGGCAAGGACGCGUGUGGUAAGGAGAAACACGACUCCCGCAAUGAGGAGAAAUGGAAGAGGGACCAAAACAACAAUAGUUACGAUAAAAAGAACAUAAUUGUCCAGAAGAGCUACCUAAGUGAAUAUAAAAUAUUGAAAGACUGCUGCUUUUUCUUCGAUACUUUUAAAAUGGAUCGAAAUAUUUCUUCUUGUUAUUUUCCGCACAACAAAGAUCCUGUGCUUGUGUACCUGAAUAAUUUCCACAACUAUUACUUCUCCAAAUAUUACAAGAAAAGAAAAAUACAACUGCUGAAAGAUAAGGAGGAUAACAUUGAGGAAGAUGCAGAGGAUGAAGGACGUAGACAAAAUGGGGACCUAAUCGAUUUGAUAGACCUGGAAAAUUCUUCAGACAGUUUAGAAAGCGCAUAUAUUCACAAGCACAAAUACAACAGGAAGAAUGUGAAUCGGAAUUUAAAAAAAAUUAUAAAACUGUUGAAUUUAGACAAAUUAGAAGAGAAGAAAAUACUUAUUGACACCAAAAUUAACGGAAAUAUUGAUAAGGUUUUAGAUCUAAUGCACCUUUAUUAUACUUUAGAAAAAUUUUACAAAAUGAAAUAUAUCUGUAUGUUUAACAUUAGUGAAAUUAACUUUUUCGACAUUAUCAACUCAAUACAUUACAAACCGGAGAUAAAUUUUAACAUAAAGUAUGAUUUGUAUGUAUAUUUAUUUGAAUACAAACAGAAUCAAAGUCGCCUUAGCAAUAUAUCUAUCCCCCCAACUGAUAGCUUUUCCCUUAAUGUACCAUCUCGUGCCUAUAGUAGGGAUCCCGUCGAUGGCUCAAACAGGCGCCCCAGCGCUACCUUUUACAACUACGCCAAUUCGUUGAAUGAAAAUGGAUUUCCUCUAAAUGGGGAGGUUAACAAUGGAACGAAUCGUGCAGAUAUGAACCUGCCGAAUCGGGGGAUCGAAAUGAAUGGAAACGACGGGGUUAGUGGACCCUACCCUGUUGCUUCCCACAGCUCUUCUAACCCUGCCGGUUUGUCUCCAAGGAACAACACCCUUGGAACGGGAUACCCAAAUGGUGCACCCACCACGAGCAUUCCCCGAAGGAAUAGCAAUAUCCUAAUCAGAGAAAACUCCGAAAAUGAAAUUCAAAAUGUCCAUUUGAGCAACGCUGCUUCUUAUCAUUACACACGAUUUGAUAACAACCAGAACAACAUUAACAGAAACGUUGGAAGUAACAUGCGCUUUAAUACAGACACCUUCAAUGAACCAUCGGAGCUCACCAUGCUGAACAGGAGAAUACGCGAAUUUAAUAGCUACUGGCAUAUGCGCACUAAUGAUCUAAGGACAAAUAAUAAUUUAAAUUACCGAAGCUUGCUUAACACUUCCAGGAGCAUGCAGCGUGAAGGCAGCAACUCUGGGAACCGAUUCAGCUACAACCAGAAUAGAACCCCGGAAAGAAGCACAGGGAAUGCGAUUUAUAGAAAUUAUGGGAACCACUUAAAUGUGCUACCUCUGAAUGGUAGAGUUGGUAACUACCGGGACGCGGGUAGAACCACCUCUUACAAUGUAAGCCGGAAUGUGUCAACGAGCAUGGAGGAGAGCCCUCCAAUCAGUCACUUUGAGAACAGCCCCGUGUAUAGUCAACGAAGGAAUGGGAAUCAGGAGGGCAUUCACAACGAGGGCGCCGAUCACAAUGGCCAAAACGAUUACGGCGGUCAGAACGACGACUCCAUGCACCUCGCCAGGGAGCGCUCCUUUCUUCCCUUCAACAUUGCGCCCAGCAACAACACUAACCAGAGAGAUAAGCUACACAAUUUGAAAUACUCCUUAAAAAAAAAAAAAAAAAAACACAUUAACAGAAUCAAACUAAAUGUUAAUAGCCUGCUAAAUUCUCUUAAUGUCCACAUGAAGACAGACAAAAUCGAGAAAAUCUUCAUCCUAAAUAAAAAGCUUAAAGAGUUACAGGAUUGCAAGAAUGUAUUACGAAAUUUUAACAACAUUCCUAUGAGGGAGCUAGCCAAUAAAAUAGGAGUUCCAGCAUCUACGCACACGGGAGACUUCUUUGAUAACUUGCAAUUUAACAAUAGCACGUCGCAAAAUAUACUGACACAUAGAGAUUCCCUCAGGAACAACGAAAUGGAUAAUAACCAGGCUGCUGUUCAAAAUGAUGUACAAGAUUCCACUAGCUCCUCCUCAUACCAAGAAAGCGAUUACAAUAGCGAUUUUAAUAAAACUUGGCAAGUUCCCGAAUGUGUGAACUCACCCAAAAGUGUCAUCGAUGUGGAAGGUGACGGAGAAAAUGGGCACCCCAAUAGGGAUGACCAAGACGGUGGUCCAAGCAAUGUUCCGGGAGACGACGCAAUUGAGCGAAUCAAUAAUUAUUCGAACAAGAUUCACAGUAGCACUUACAACCGAAAUGGAAAUGAUUCCUCUAAUGAUGAGUUUUAUUCGAGCAAUUUUUUAUACACGCCAAAUAAAGCUGCUAACGAGAUGACGGGUCAGAAUAAAAUGAACGACAUUUCGUUCGAUAACAUAAAUCGCAGAUACAGCUGCAACAUGUCUAUUAAUGACACGGAGCCGAGGAGGGAUAGCCAAAUAUCGUUUCUCUACUAUGACAGAAGAAAUAGCUUCAUGGUGAAUAGUCUGCCUAGAAGGGAGAGCAACUUGUCGCUCCCGGUGUUGAAUGGGAUCGACUCGAAUUUAAAUGGAGGAACUGGCAGGCAUAGCAGCGGUGGAGUUGACAGAGUUAACUAUGCCGGUGGAGAUGACCGCCGAGUUGAUCGAGUGGCAGCAAAUCGGCCGUCUAUCAACUCCAGCAGGAGCAUGCGAAACAGUACAGUGUCCAGUGUAAUUCAGAGAGAACGAACCCACCAAGUGAGCGACGCAAUGUCCAGUUACAACAAUACACCAAUGGAGGAAUAUGCUAACAAUCUGUAUGACGUAAACGAUUUUAGAAAUAAAAAAAAAUUAAAUAAAAAAAUUGAUUACUAUGAUUUCACAUUUGACAAAGCCAAGUUAAUUAAAUACAAUAAUUUUGUGAACAGCAAAAUCAGAAAUGCCUUCAAAUUGCAAUGCUCCUUAUGCCAAACGAUUUUAUACAAAAAAUAUGAUGAUAUGCAGAAGAAGAAAAAUUCCGUCCUAGUAAAGAUUAUAAACCAUGAGAAUUAUUUAUUUAAAUUUUUGAAUAAAAAUUAUAAAUAUUGUGGGAUGUAUUUUCUCGCGGGAUUAAUAUACGGGUUAGGAUUAUUACAAUUUUUUAAGAGUUUAAAAAUUUCUCUAUUUUUACAGUACAUUUUGAAAUACAAAAAUAGGUGCCUCUACAUUUGUUCUAUUUUGGGAAUAUCUCUAUCGCUCAUUUCUUCGAAGAAUCAGGAGCUGACGUCCAUAUGUCUAAGUGCUCUCUUCAAAGAAUUAUAUGACGGCAAGAGGAAACUGAAUUUGGACAGUUUACUUUUUCAAUGUUUUAAUGAACAUGAGAACAGGGAUGACAACUACAAAUUUGUUUUUUAUAAAAAAAAAAAAAUUAGCAAGACGCAUAAGAUAGAUACCGAAAUUGAGCACCUGAAAAAUGGGGGAUGCGUGAAAAGGGGAGCAGAUUCUAGACACGCCGAUCCAGGGGAGGACUCCCACUAUUUUAAUCUUCUCUAUGCACAUGACAAUGAGUUAUCCGAUGAAGACACUUCAACCGUUCCUAUGACCAGUGAUGAUGAGUCCUCCCUUUCGUGUAACACCCUUGAUCGAAAUAUAGGUAGUGGGAUAGGAAAUCCCUUGGAUGGAUCCACCAGUUAUCAGCAACAUGAUGAGGGGCACGCCGAGGAGGCAAUUUAUAGCAUCACAGGAGGAAGCACCGACGUGAAUUACUACCCAAAUGGGCAUUCUAAUGCAGACCCGGGGAUGUUAAUUCGGGCGGACACUCCACAGAAUGGGGACCCUGGGGUUAAGCAGGACGAUCACGAGGGAAGUUUAAAAGAGGACUAUGAUUGGGGUGCUAAACAGGAAUACUCCGAUAGGGCAUACAAACUGGAAUACGACAAGGCGAACCGCCCACAUUACGAUCUUACGGACAGGCAGGGCGAGGGAAGGGAACACCUCAAUGAGAGAGUUGAUCCAGCGGAGGAAAGAGCAUCGCAUUACACAUGUCAAACGGGCAAGGGUGCUGAGGUAGAUCCAUUUAGUGAUAAGUUCAGCGAAGAGUGGGAGGAGAGGAAUGAAUAUAUGCGCCAGUACAUAUGUGACCGAGGGGGUAAAGAAGACGACGUUGAUCCAAAAGACGAUGAGGAACAAAGCAUACAAGACGACAUAGGUGAUGACAAAAAGGACUGUCCAGAUGAUUAUCGUUUUGGUAAUUUUCUCCAUGGUAACCCGGAAAAUCGAGCAGAUAAUAUAAACGAAGUGUACUCCCUUAUGAACUCCCCCAUAUGCAAUUCGAUUUGCUCCGAAAAUUCUCAAGAGAAAAAAAAGAACAAAAGAGAAAACCACAAAUGGCAGAAAAUGAAAAAGGACAGUAGAAAGAAAAAAAAAUCUUUAGACAACCUAGUCCUCAGUACGAACUUUCUUUGUCUAGGGUACCUUCACAUGAAUAGCAGCAACAAAUGUUUGACAAGAUAUAUUUUUAAGCUUUUACAAAAGAGCAAUUUGAGUAAGUUAAAUUUAUUAUGCAUUUUCUGGUCCAUAGGAAGUAUUAAUUUUAAAAAAGGAAGUCUUUUCCAUACCAUAAUAAUUUCUUUACUAUAUUUUAUAAACGCAAAUGUACCGUAUAAAAUGCACAAGAACGAUUUCAUAAAAUCUUUUUCCAUGAAAAGUUUACAUGCAGAUGACAUGUCCUACGACAUAAUGCACAUUAUCAUCUCAUCCGCCCUAGCUGUUUCAUUAUCCUUUUUCAGAAGCAACAAUAUUCACGCCUUUAAUAUGAUUUUCAUGCCCUCCAUAAUGGAGCACAUAUAUUAUUUUAAUCACUACGAAAUUAUGGUAAAAUCUUUUGCACGGAAUAUGAUAAUGUUCGAUUUUGUAGAUUUAUCUCAUGAAUACAUUUUAUCUAACAUUCCUCUUUUCUUGAGGGUUCUUCCUAACGAUUGGAGUAGAAGGAAGAAGGGGAAGCUACCCUAUAUGUACUUGAUUAACAAGAAUGGAACCUUCAAGGAUAAAGAAGUGGAGAGAAAAUUGAUCCUACUAAAUGGGCACCUAAAUAUGGACCAUGAUUUUGUGCGUAACGAGAUGAACAGGAUUUAUGAGGGUGGUCAAUAUUUUCGUCUAUCCAAGCAGAACUUUGUACAUUGCUACAGGGAUAAGCUAUCCCCGGGGGGCGCUCCCCUGAGGUAUUAUUUCCAUGGUGGUAAUAGCGUCGUAAACGGCAUACGUGGCUUACAUGAAGGAGGAACCCACACUAGAAGCAAUGAAGGCGUCGACUGCGCGCGUACAUAUGUGGAAGACACAAGUAGUGACCAACAGAUCAACACAGAGAGGCGCAAUCACGAACACAAUUUGCUAAAAGAUUACACCUUCGUCUAUAACUGCGAAAUGCUCAGGUAUUACAUCAUCAUGGGAGUACUACAAGUUCUAAGCUUAAAAUACCUUUCGACGCACCACGAGCAUUUCAAGAAAAUAUGCUUCGAAUAUAUCUCCUAUUUUGAAAACAUUAAUAAAGGAAUUUAUGCGAAAAAGAAGUUGGACAAGCUGUACAAAAAGGUAAAUUAUUUGGUCCAAAAGAUUAAGGAUAAGGUUAUGAGGGAGAAUCUCCUGCAGGACCUCCUUCCAGAUGUACAGGACGUUGCUCGCGAGGCGAGUGCGAAUAAUUCCCAAGAAGGUGUGUCCAAAAGUGGAAUGAUUCAGCAGAUGGAAGGGGAACGUUUAAGCGGGAGGGAAAGGCAAGUUAGGGUUAGCGACUCGAUAAAUGGACAGCUAUGUAGCGACGGUGCAGAAGAUCAUCAACACCACGAUGAUCACCACGAUGAGGAUGACACUUAUAUGGACCCUCGCCAUAGCCACGAAGAAGAACGGCAUGGAGACCUGGACACCCAAAUCAACAACCAUCUGCAUGACUUCAUUGCGCAUCUGCAAUAUGACGACUCUUCCAGCGAUUCUGAAAACGAAAAAAGGAAGAUCGACUCAUCACACGUUAGAAAAGGGAAUGGAGCAGAUGCAUUAACGCAGGAGGGAGGGAUGGAAAAACAAAGCGCAGAUUCGACAAACAUCAUGGUGACUACAUCCACGAAGAAAAAAAAUUCAGUGUACUCUCACAUAUACAAAUUAAUUCUAAAGUAUGUUAAAAAAAUAAAGAAAAUUAAGAAAUGCCUACAAAAUUGGUACUCCCCUGUAGAGGACGAAAAUUACAUAACCAGCCGAUUGCUAGGACAGAAAUACCCAAAUGAGGAGAACCAUUUGUACAAAAUAAAGGAGGAAGAUGUGAACGAUAUAGUGAAUUUGAUUUAUCAGUGCCUUUCGCUCGUCUUUGUAGGAAGUUGCGACAAAUCAUUGAAUAAAAAAAUAAAGAACAAAAUAAACAACCUCGUGAAUAUCAGAGAUAAAAACACGAAUAAUUUGUACUACUACUACUUAGGGUAUAUAAAUCUAGGGUGUGGAAAAUAUGUUUUAAAAAAGCAUACAGAUGUGUCCACCUGUACACUGACCUUAAUUUUGUUCAGUUUCUUUCACAUCUAUGAUUUGUCAUCUCAUUUUAUUAUUCAUCUGAUUGAAUUUAUGUACGUUCUCCUAAUUGACAAACGCUUUUUAAAAAUUUACGAUGUGACAUCAAACCAAUUUGUUAAUCUACCCAUCCAGUUAAUUUACAAGGAGAAGGUCAGCACUUAUCAUUUGAAGGCAAGUCGAGAGAAUCAUAAAGAGGUCAGUAGUAAAAUCCAAGGAAAUGCACUUAACAGAAACCUCUAUUUGCACAAAACGAAUUACACCAGUCUCAACAGAAAGGUAAUACUCUCACCCAGUGCUAUUCCACAUCUGGAUAUCGUAAACAUUUCCAUCGUGAAUAAUGAAUACUACCACUUGAGCUUUUCCUGUUUGGAUGCGAAGGGGAAGAAAAGGAACCUCUCUCCAGGCGCCAUGGGGAAAGACCCCCAAACAGAUUCACACAUAUGUGAAUUGAAGAGCGGAAGGCAUAUCACACCUGAGCACCAGUGUGACAAGAACAAUAUUGUGAGAAAAAUAAUCAAGCGGGGAAUCCUCUUCGUUAAGAGGCGGGAAUAUAACUGUGUGCCGCUCGACUAUAAGCACUUAUUAAUAGCGGAGAAACUUCGGGGCCUUUGUGAGGGGUAUGAAAAAAUGGCCAUGAAUGUCGUUCCGUCUGAGAACACCACCAGAAACAGCAAAACGCGCAGAGGCACUUCCCAUAGGAACACCACAAACUUUCCCGGAAUCAAUCAGCCAAAUGGAAAACAUAUCAAUACCGCUGCGCUCUGUUUAGAGGAGCUUUACCCUAUGAGCAAAGAGAACAGCCUUGUGAUGAACCAAAAAGAAUUCUUCCCGGAGAUCGCCGAAAAGAAGAACAUCCUUAGGAAUACCCUGAUGAGGCAUAAAGACAGCGAAAGUAGCAUAGGAAAAUUUCUACUAGAAGUACUAAAGCAUUAUGAGAAAAUUCCGUUGACCUUUUCGGACGACACAAUGUUGCUAUUUCAAACAAAAGGGAAUUACACACAUAAAAAUAUCAGCGAGCUCCUAAUGCUAAAGUAUUAUAUAAAAUUGGACGAAGAAAAAUCUUCCUGGGAGGAGACCCAUCACGAUGACCACUUGGUAACAGAGGGAAAAUUUGCGAAGCUCUUUCUACUCUUAAAUGAACAAUUUAGUAGGCAAUUUAUCGAAAUUGAAAAGUUGAAUAAACAGAACAGAAGAAAAAAGGUGCAGUUCCUUCCACUAAUUUAUGCUGUUAUUGUGAACUACUACGAGAGGAAAUGGUCUUCCCAGUGGGGUAAACAAAUCUUGUCAUCAGCGCAUUCAGAGGAGUAUAUUAAAAUGGUGGAUGCCUUUUGUAGCAAUGUGAAUAUAGCAGACAUCACAGGUGACAAUGGAGAGGAUAAUAAGGAUGACCUAAUCACCACCCAUGCGAUGUCCCCCGCACCCAUCAUCAUAAACAAUAUAUAUAACAACGAGCGCGCGCAAAACAACAUAUAUACCUUUUACUACAAAAUAAGGGAGAAGAAAGAAAACAUAGUGCUCAGCGAUUUUAAUCUCUUAAAUCAGCUGAACCAACUGUUAGUCCAAUAUGCCCUCAAAAAGUUGAAGACCUUUAUGAAAUACCAAUUGGUGAAACAAGUGCAAAACAAUUUCGACUACUUUCUCCUGGUCCAAAAUUUACAUAUUGAUCGAAGUGUCAAUUAUUUAUAUUUCCUCUCAGAUGUCUAUCAUUCCUUCUACCCAUUUUAUCAAUUCUUUUAUAAGUACUGGGAAGACAAUUACUAUGGUGCCCUGGCAUCACCAAGGAGAAGAGAGAAGAAAUCCAUUUGCGAUUUGGAAUUCUUCGAUUAUGUUGCCAAUCCGGAGAGAGAUACCAAAUUUAUAGUCAUAGGAGAGGGAGUGGGUCAGAGGGGAGACCUACCUGCGUAUUCGUUUCCACAAAAAUCGAGCAGCUCCUACAUUUUACGCUUCCCCCAAAGGAAUAAAAAGAAGGGGUAUCGUGCGGGGGGAAGGACCGAAAGGGGAUGCACUUCUUGCAAAGUAAGGGUUACGUGGAUGGAUGAAGCGGAGACGGAUGUAUCAUGGAAGGAGGAAAGUGGGAAGAACAUAUCAUGGAAGGAUGAAGUCGAGAAGAACGAGGCUAUCCCAUCGGACGGCACGUUUGACAAGGUGAAGGAUUUACUCAGCCUCAAUUUUGACUACCUCAAAAUCAUGCAGGGCAUGUACAAAAGAUCCAGUACAAGAGUGAGCCUUAUGAGUUACCUUCCAUUCCUUAGCACCGACUACCAUUUUGUCUACUUCUUUGAAAAUAACGUAAAGGUGAUAAAAAGGAUUUUCCAGCAAUAUUACAAUAAGGGCUACCCCCACAAAAGCAUCCUUUUUAACAAGAGAAAAAUUUCCACCAAGGAUUCAGGAAACGUAAUAAAUUUAUUUACACAAUAUUGUAACUUCCCCAAUUAUUUCUCCUUCUGGAAUAUCGUUCUAUCUGACAAAGAGGAUAACGUCCUUUUCGUGCCUCAGGGCAGACACCUCUACGAUCACAAGUAUAAUAAGUACAUUCGCUCCGUUAUUUCAAAAGCGGACCAGGUGCUCACCCAUAACAAUAUGUUACAAGGAGAAAUGAUGGGGAAGAAGCACAAACAUAUUUAUGCGAAAGUAUCAAAUAGGAACAAGGUUAAUUGUGGUUAUCUGAACGCUUCUCGUGAGAAUGCUUUUCCUUCACGUGGUACUGUCCCCAGGAACGGCGAAAUUGCUCUUCAUCGCAAGAGGAGACACAUAAAAAUAGCGUUCAAAUGGAUUGACAAACGUAAUUCACCAUCAGCUGGAAGAGUCUAUACGGAAGAAAAGUACCAUCCCUUUGUGAUCCUCCAGAGAAUAGCACACACAAUUGAGAGGAACAGGGAAAAUGAAGUCCAUCCAAUUAGACAGGCAUUCAUAGAAAAUACCCAUGGAAAAACAUCCCUCGGUGCAUAUAACUUUUUCAAACAGUGGAUAAGCACAAGUGAACAAUUAUCUAGCAAAUUAGUUACCACACAUAAUAUUUCAUUAAAUUCUGCAUGCAUCAAUUCCUUUUUCACGGAUAUAUUACUUUGUUUUUUUAUUGGGAAUUUAUAA
Molecule: messenger RNA, 14544 nt
Organism: Plasmodium knowlesi strain H
Lineage: Eukaryota; Apicomplexa; Aconoidasida; Haemosporida; Plasmodiidae
Product: anaphase-promoting complex subunit 1, putative
Exons: 1
Coding region: 1-14544 (4847 amino acids)
Biological process (GO): protein K11-linked ubiquitination; metaphase/anaphase transition of mitotic cell cycle; anaphase-promoting complex-dependent catabolic process
Cellular component (GO): anaphase-promoting complex
Molecular function (GO): molecular adaptor activity
Source: RefSeq, a predicted model, not a curated record